AUACAUUAUCCCACUUCGUCUCCCCGUUUGGUCGUUAUGAAUUUGUUUCUUCCCCAGAGAGUGUGAUAGCGGAGUAGAAGAAGGUAGUGCCCAAGAAACCAGUUACUGCAUUGGAACUUUGGAAGGCUGGAGUAUCUGAACAGUUUGCAAUAUGUAUGCAAGCAACAGAACAUUUUGAUUUAGAAUUACACAUUUUGCAACCAUUCCAUCGAAUGUUAAGAUGCAUAUGGUUGCGAAUUUUUCAAGACAGCAACUUUUUGUGCCUAGAAGUUCACAAAUUCUAAUAAGAAGGAAGCUUUACCUUGAAAAUCAUAACAUUUCCCAGCUGUCACUAUGGAGUGCCAAAGGGCUUGUUGCACCUCAUUCUACAAAAAUGAAGGGAUAUGUGAAUGAGGGAAGUUGUCAAAGGUGUUUUUGCUUUGGUUCUCUCUUUGAUCUUAGUGAUGUUGCAACUUCUGAUUGGGUCCCUACUAUGGACCAAAUGCUUCUAAUGACAAGUAUAUUCCUUACUUACAUGGCCGGUGUGAUUCCCUCAGAGAAGUCUCUAGCAAACACAGUAGAGAGAAUCUCAUAUGAUUAUGUCUUCCCUAAAGAGACGUCCCUUCCGGGUAGUACAAAGAAGAAUGAAGAAGACACUAAAUUGCAGUUUGUUUGGGAUGUAGUGGAAAGAAAACUUUCAAAUUCCCUGCUUGCCCUAAAACAGGGGAUGGAAUUAAGCAUUUCAGCCAAUGAAUAUGAACAGAACCGUACAAGACAGCUUUCUAGUUUGUCUGCCAUUGCUGAAGGUCCUAGGCUGCGUUUACUUUGGGCUUCUUUUCAGUUGCUCAAGAAAGAGGUUGAUAGUCUUUCUCAAAAAUUGGCUACUGAAAGCUUGGACAAGUUGGCACUUUUUACUGAAAUCAUUCAAAAAUCCAGCAAGCAAUUAUGUGUGACUUGGCUGGAGGAGGAGCUAUCAUUAGGAAAGAGCAACAUUGACAGAAUGUGUCUUUGUUCAAUGGUUGAUACGUUGGAUGAGGAUGGAGGUAUUUUGCAGAAUAUCAGAAAGUUGGGCAAGGAGGACCUUUAUGCAGAAUUGGUAUCUGUUAUUAAAUUUGGACUCAUCAGGAGUGGUGCCUAUUAUGACCAUAGCUUUUUCAAUGAGCAUGGGUUGGCCAUAUUAGAGGAUUUGGUGAUUACACUGGCAGAAGGGGCUGCAAGCAUGUAUUUGGAGCUUAUUUCAGUUGAUAGUAGAGUGUCAAAUGAAAUGAACAGUCUUGGUUUGAGUUUGUGUACUUUAUCUACCCGAGAACUACAGAAAUUGAGGAAUGAGGUGGCCAUGCACAGGUGGUUGCGUCAGAACAUGGAAGCAGUUGUAUCAAUGUAUGAAGACCGCUUUGACUUGAGCACAUUUGAAUGCCAACCCAUUGGGGAACGCGGUAAAAGAAAAGAUGAAAACCAUCAUUGGUGGAAAAAGCUUGGUGUGAUGAGAUCUGAAACUGUAGCAUCUCCCUUACAUGUUGCCUUUAUCUACCAAGUAUCUAUAGCUGUUAAGCGCACCAAAGAACUAAGGUCCCUAACUGGGUGGAGAUAUUACUUCAGUCUUUUCCUUGAAUUGUCUGAUAUCGCCAUGCCCAUGAUAAGAACCGUCAUAGCCAAGGUCAGCGAUGCAAUCUCAUUCUUUCUAGUUUGCUUGAUUGGGCGAUCUCUGGGACUCAUCUAUACUGGUAUAAGGCAAUCCCUUAGAUGGAGGUGAGAUAUGGAGUGCGCUUAUUCUUUCUACUAGUGACUGGAUCAUUUUCCUCGUCAUGCUGUACUCGCAAGAAAAUUUUGAUCAUUGUAUUCUCUUUAAUGAAAAUGUUUAGUCCUUAAACAACGCUUUGGCUAAAUGCUUAUGGAAAUAUCUUUCUGUUUAUAUUGAAGGGUAAAUAACUUGGCGAAACUUA
Ipomoea nil (Japanese morning glory) is the source of this 1922-nucleotide messenger RNA. RefSeq lists its product as uncharacterized. NCBI's taxonomy places the organism in Eukaryota, Viridiplantae, Streptophyta, Magnoliopsida, Solanales, Convolvulaceae. The record is from RefSeq and is a predicted model, not a curated record. The coding region runs from base 221 to 1732 and encodes 503 amino acids. The transcript is spliced from 9 exons.